GUCAUCUGACCCGCCCCUCAGCCCAUUGCUCCAAUAAUUGUCCUUAUACAGCUUUCUGUAGCCAGUCAGUCAGUCCCGCCCCUUCCUGUACUAAAACAUGCAACGCAGCAUUUUCCCUCGUGAGACAUACGGAAGAACUGGAGAAGCGCUGACGCAUUCAGGUUUGGUUUGCCUUGCAGACUGCGUACUAUAGGCUGUGUUUGUCCCGCCCCCCCCUUUUCAACCAAUGAAUAUGUGUCUCGCCCCUCCUUGCACAGGUACGGGAAGCACAGUGUUCUAGUCCUGGAAAUGAAGGCUGGGAAGCAGGAGCAGCGUCACUUCCAGGUCAGUCCCUCCCACAAGGAGCCAAUGGGAAUGUGGGAGGAAGCGAGUGACACAGGGAUGAAGGGGAAGAAGAAGAAGAAGGAUAAAAAUGAGGAGGAGGAGGAGGAGCGGGGGAAGAAGGAGAGAAUGGUGAAUCUGACACUGGAGAUGAUCUAUCUGCUGACUGGAGAGACGUUGGAGAAUUUAAUAAAAGACACGGCCCGUAUUACAGAACAAAUGAAGGAGACACUACAGCAGCUCAGCUCAGAUGGUGAAAAUAACAGUAAGGUUGAUGUGCAAUCAAUGAUGCCUUGUAACGAUGAACCGAGAACGAAUGUCAGUUCUACAUCUGCUCCAAAAACUUGUGUUUCUUCUUCUACAAAUACAGAGAAUUAUCCAACAAAUGAUAUUAAAGAUGAAUCCGAUUCAUGGGAAGGGGGGAACCAAUCAGAUUGCAGCAUCGCUCCACAGAUACAGGGAACAGAGACAGCUGCUCCUAUCUUGGAAAGCAGCUCGGCAGCCGAUGCUCUGUCACAUGGUAUAAAGGAGGAGCUGGCUGAAUGGGAAGGAGCAGAACUUUCAGACUACAAUAUAACUAGAGUUGCAGAAGAGCAGGAAACGGAUGCACUAAGUCCCAUCAUGGGCUGCAACCCAAAUAACAACUUGUCAGAUGAUUUUAAGGAGGAGCCGAUUUCAUGGGAAGAGGGAAACCAUUCAGACAGUAGCAUGAAUCCUCUGAUACUGGCACAAGGUAUCGAUACCUCGGUCUCUCUCUCGGCAUGGUCAGAAAUUAAUGAAUAUGGCAUUAGCAUCAAUACUAAGCCCACAUUUACAUCUCCGCCAAGUACAGAUUCCAUGCAGGGGAUGUAUAACUGCUACAAACCUUUCCAGAGUAAGACCUCUCUUCAUGAGCAUCAGAGAAAGAGCCGUCGAAAGGAGGAUCCAUCUUCUCCUCCUGAUUGUGGAAAAUCUCUUGUACAUGAGCCAGAUCAUAAGAUCCCUCAAAACAAUCGCAGUGAAGAGAAACGUUUCACUUGUUCCGACUGCGGCAAGUCUUUCAAACAACGCUCCAAGCUGUAUAUACACUGCAGGACUCACACGGGGGAGAAACCAUACGCCUGCUCUGUGUGUGGGAAGCGUUUCAUACAGGUGCAAGAGCUUACUAUUCAUUAUCGAAUCCACACAGGAGAGAAACCGUUUUCUUGUUCCGAAUGUGGCAAAUGUUUUACGCAGUGCUCACACCUCAGUAUGCACCGCAAAGUCCACUCGGGAGACAAACCCUUUUCCUGCGCUGAAUGCGGCAAAUGUUUUAAGCAAAGGUCGGACCUUCACAAACACCACCGAAGUCACACCGGCGAGAAACCGUUUGCUUGCACCGAAUGCGAGAAGCGCUUUUUACAUCGCUCCGAUCUCACGGCUCACCAUCGGAUUCACACGGGAGAAAAACCGUUUCCUUGUUCCGAAUGCGGGAAGAGCUUUGCGUAUCGCUCGGCGCUAAAGAGACACGAGAGAGGUCACGCCGGAGUGAAACCGUUCGCUUGUUCCGAAUGUGGGAAAUUUUUUAGAUCUCUGUCCGACCUUCACAGACAUUACAGAUGUCACACCGGAGAGAAACCGUUUUCUUGUUCUGUUUGCGGGAAAUGUUUUAGACGAUGCUCAGCCCUCACUUCACAUCUCCGGAAACACACGGAGCAGGAGGCGCAUUCACCUAAUGCAAAUGUGUUCGACAAAGAUGCGUCCUGGACAUUACAAACGUCACUACCAAACAAGAAUUCUGACCAAAAGGUUUAAAGGGAAACUGUCAAGUUUUACUGUAAUUACUAGGGAUGCACCGAAUCCAGGAUUCGGCCAGGAUUCGGCCUUUUUCAGCAGGAUUCAGCCGAAUCCUUCUGCCCAGC
Messenger RNA from Xenopus laevis (African clawed frog), 2201 nucleotides. RefSeq names its product zinc finger protein 501. Bases 289 to 2094 code for a protein of 601 amino acids. The transcript is spliced from 4 exons. NCBI's taxonomy places the organism in Eukaryota, Metazoa, Chordata, Amphibia, Anura, Pipidae. The record is from RefSeq and is a predicted model, not a curated record.